This is a messenger RNA of Guillardia theta CCMP2712, 981 nucleotides long. RefSeq lists its product as hypothetical. Lineage: Eukaryota; Cryptophyceae; Pyrenomonadales; Geminigeraceae. The transcript has a single exon. The record is from RefSeq and is a predicted model, not a curated record. The coding region runs from base 1 to 981 and encodes 326 amino acids.
AUGACUGUUGAAAACAGAACCGUGAAGAUCUGCAGCGUUGCAGACCCUUCCUCGCCCGACGCAAACGGGGUUUCUUGCGAUAACUCUUACAUUCUGUAUUACCAAAGAACUUGCGACUUCCGGUCAUGUCGAUCAAAGGUUUGUAAGUUGAAAGCGACAUGUGACCAUCCUUUCACGGUCACUAGAGUAGAGGACUCUCAAUGUGAGUUCCUGGGGAAGCAGCAGGAUCUUGUUGGGCUGAGCCUGGACGAGGCUGCGGGAUUCAGUGUCACCUCGUCAUGGACGUUCAAGAGGGCAGUUUUCCUUGCCAUGUCCAAUCCAGGGUACCACGUAUCGUUCACACUAGAAAGACCUGCACAGAUGCAGCUCUAUUUCUUUGUUAUGACGAUGGAGGAUGUAGAGGACGCUCCAGGUCAACUUGCCCUGGAGAGCUUCCGCAUUCCACAGGAAUCGCCCGUAUCUUUGGAGCCCAUGGCACAUUCCAGCAAGCAAAGUAACCUUCUCUCGAGCUCAUUCUCGUCGUGGACAAGCACAAUCUAUGAGCCAGAAACAAUCUUGAAUUUCAACCAAGAUGACUCUUGCCACAUUCGUAUGGAGGACAGGCAGCUAGUGGGAGCCACCAGGAACCCACUAGAAAUGCAGCACACUCAAGCAUUCAUUGCAGCUGACCUCGUGCGACGAGUUUCCAUGAAAAAAAGCGCUUGCAAUGGGCAAGGUGCAGAGGGAUCGGAUGUGAAAAGGGGAUGUUUCAGCCAUAUUUGUAGAAAUAUCAUGCACUUUCAUCGCAAGUCAAAGGAUUUUCCAGAUCCGACAGCCGAUUCCAACAACGAUUUUGUGCCUCCUCAGAUAUCAUUGCACUUCGAAGAUUCUGCAUGCAAUUCCACUUGCAAUAUGGAGCAUAAAUCAGAUAAGCAGGAAUAUGAAGAUCGUGUCAGAGCUGAUGGAGCAGGCUCGCAGAAGAUGAAAAUUCAUAAGAAGUAA